This is a messenger RNA of Salmo salar (Atlantic salmon), 8285 nucleotides long. RefSeq names its product zinc finger CCHC domain-containing protein 24. Lineage: Eukaryota; Metazoa; Chordata; Actinopteri; Salmoniformes; Salmonidae. Gene Ontology annotation, molecular function: nucleic acid binding; zinc ion binding. The record is from RefSeq and is a predicted model, not a curated record.
UGAGACUCCGGGUGGUUGUCCCACUGCAAAUAAAGGGAGAUAACGGGCUCUUAGUAGCGGCUGAAAACUUUUUAUACUGACAUGUUAGAGCAAUGACUUUUGCGUAACGGUAAAAACUGGGACUUGGCUCCCAGCAUGAUAUAGGGUCCUUACGGGAAGAGGAAUAAGGAACGAUUGCCACGGCCUGGUGGGGGUAAAGAAAGCAGUGAAUCCGUUGAAGUUUAGAAAGCGAGAAAGAGCGAGCAAGAUUUCCGAAAGUUGAGAGUAAUCCAGAAACACAGCGGCGGUGGAAGAGUUUGUGUACCCAUUUGAAAGAUGAGCUUGAUGUCUGCCAUAGACACCAGUGCCUCCGUGUACCAGCCUGCACAGCUACUGAAUUGGGUCUAUCUCUCUUUGCAAGACACCCACCAAACCAGUGCUUUUGACGCCUUUAGACCCGAACCCAACUCGUCCCACCCGGAGUUGAACUACUGCAAGACUCCCGCCGCGGACUUGAGCUCGUCCCUCAACUCCAAUUAUCUCAACAACUUUUUUCAGCUCCAGCGGAAUGAGGCAUUGAAUAACAGGGUAUAUAAAAAUGUCUCGCCAUACGACUCGCUCAACAACAUUGUUGACGGACUCAGCUCCUUGACGGACCACUUCUCCGACCUCUCCCUCUCCUCAGAGCCCCGCAAGCCAAGCAAAAGACCCCCGCCCAACUACCUAUGCCACCUCUGCUUCAACAAGGGACACUACAUCAAAGACUGCCCCCAGGCACGGCCUAAAGGUGAGGGUCUAACUCCGUACCAGGGGAAGAAGAGGUGUUUCGGAGAGUACAAAUGUCCCAAGUGUAAGAGGAAGUGGAUGAGCGGUAACUCCUGGGCCAACAUGGGACAAGAAUGUAUCAAGUGCCAUAUCAACGUCUACCCACACAAGCAGCGUCCAUUGGAGAAGCCUGAUGGCCUGGACGUCUCAGACCAGAGUAAGGAGCACCCUCAGCACCUGUGUGAGAAAUGCAAAGUCCUGGGCUACUACUGCCGACGCGUGCAAUAACACCUUAAUAUAUACCCCCCCCUUGCUUCACUCCUCCCCUCCCUCUCAUCCAUCCUCCUUCUCCUCUCCCCAUCUCCAUCACCUGUUCCUCAUCCCUUCAACACCCCCUCCCCCUCCCUUGUUCCUCCUCCCCCACUCCAUUUCCCAUCCCCUCUCUGAAUUAGCCGGUAAACCUUCUUUUGGGGAGGUUUGUCACAAAAAACAGUUCUUGGUCAUUAUCCCUACACCUACUGGCCCUUUCUUAAUGGUAAAGGAGUGAGAGAAACUGAUCCAAGAUCUGUACUUAGUGAUUAAAAGCCCACAAAGUGCUCUUGCUAAACAGCGAUAAAACCCCACAAAGUGCUCUUUUUAAACAGUGAAAACUUGCCUAAUAAUUGUAUGUAAAUAUCCUCAAUCAUGACAGGGCCUUAUAGCCUUGUGUACCCCACGCAAUGUGUGUAUAAUGUGAUAUUGUUCUCACUGACAGUAUUGCCCUCUCUUUGGUUUCAUUACCUCACUUUGGGCUCUGUUGAUUUUGUGGUUACAGAAGAGUUUUCCCUGCCAAGUGAAGUGUGUGUGUGGAUGUUCUGAGCAUUAAAACAGACAGACAGGGCUUCUAGUGAUGGUAAUGUAACAAAGGUCCCUAAACCUUCUAUCGUCAUGGGCUCAAGUCGGGGUCAAUGUCUGGUCAAAGGUCAACCUAUACAUUAAUAACUGUGAAUGAAUUAUGAAUUGAUUAUUGAUUGAUUAACUGAGGGAUACCGCACCAUACAUCCCUGGCUUACAUGUUAUAUGUGGUGUAUUUAUUAUUUGUCGUCUGUUUGUCUGUUGUGCAAUUUUGAAUUGAUUUUAACUGGGAUAUAUACAAGUAACUGUCAAAAUCUAGGAAACACCAACAUAAAGUGUCUUAACAGGGCCAGAGCAGUUUCAAUGAACCUUCGCAUAGAUUCUACAAGUGUCUGGAACUCUAUUGGAGGGAUGUGACACCAUUCUUCCACGAGAAAUUCCAUAAUUUGGUGAUCUGUUGAUGGUGGUGGAAAACGCUGUCUCAGGCGCCACUCCAGAAUGUCCCGUAAGUGUUCAAUUGGGUUGAGAUCUGGUGACUGAGACUGCCAUGGCAUAUGGUUUACAUCAUUUUCAUGCUCAUCAAACCAUUCAGUGACCACUUGUGCCCUGUGGAUGGGGGCAUUGUCAUCCUAUGGGGGCAUAGCCAUGGUAGCCAAAAUAAUGGCAAAAAUCAUGGCCUGCCCAGCAUUUUUAUACAUGACCCUAAGCAUGAUGGGAUUUUAAUAGUUUAAUUAACUCAGGAACCACACCUGUGUGGAAGCUCCUGCUUUCAAUAUACUUUGUAUCCCUCAUUUACUCGUGUGUUUCCAUUAUUUUGGCGGUUACUUGUAUAUGAAUGUGUAAUAGUAUACUGUAUGUAUGUUUUUAUAUCAGUAUUAUUGUGUAACUGCUUCUACUUGUCUAUAGAAACUACUUUAGGUUGAGAAUCGUUCUUCGUUUAGAUGUAGUACAGUGAUAAUAACAUUGAUGUUUUGUAUUUAACAUGCUAUGCAUUUACGUCAGCAAUGAAAUUAGUGUUUAGGUAUUAAUCGAGAUUUACAAAUUGACCAGCUUUGAAAAUUCUUGUCCAAAGCCAAAUGCAAUAAGAGCCGUUUCUGUUAUGAUAAAGACUGAAUAUCCAGUUCCUCUUAGCCAAUAUAACAUUCAUAUUUAGACUCUCAAGUGUUAGAUUGAACCUAUCUGCAAUGCUGUAGUCUUUUUUGCCUACCUAAUUUGACACUUUACUUCCAAAUAAUCAUUUUAUUGUAAUGAGUUCCUUGAAAAGUAAUUCCGUCCUGUACUCUAUGUAUGCAAACAAUAUUCUUAUUAAGGACUCAACUUCAGUAGUCAAUUUGGUGUAGGAUGCGGGUAGAUUGACAUGGUGGAUUUUAGUUGAUUAGAACUGGUAUUUAAUCUGGUAUAUACAGUAAAUAAGUAAUCCUUAUGCAUUUCAAAGUGGUUCUAUAGUAUACAUAUUGCAUUUGCAAAUUCACAUCUUUUGUAGGACUCACAGCUGGCCAAUAGAGCUGUUCCAGUCUUGUAACGCUACUUUAAGACAGCUUUAUUUACCUAGAAAUAUGACAGUGAAUCGAACUAAUAUCUUUUUCCAAGGGGUUUGACCCCUUCAUAGUGUGUCAAACAGGUGACAGCAGUAAAGGAUGUCUGGGGAGAGAGAGAGGUGAAGGGAUGUAGGUAAGAUUAAUAUAAUGGUUGGUGAAGAAAAAAUAAGUGGGAAAGUUGUCUUGUAACAGACAUAGCCAUGUUUUGUUUAUCAGAGGAGUUUUGUAAGUGUGAUGAUGGAUUACGUUUACGUUUCUGUGUGUUUGAUACCACAUCAUGAUUUAAACAUUAAAUAAUGUCUUUAAUAGAGGAGGUAACUAACUAUUAUCUCUGUGUUAAAAGAUAUAGGCCUAUACUUUAAACUUUAUCGUUGGAGAAUCUAGAGGGAAGAAUAUCUUUGAUCUAACAUUUUGUAACAUUAGGUAUUGUUGUAUUUUAGGGAUAGAGGUUAUUGACACUUUUGGAACAUUUCUGUUGUGAGUAUAGCUGAAGAGAAGUUCGCUACCAAUUUUCAAAGCUGAGGUGUAUUUUUCAAAUCAAACACAUUAGCUUCUCAAAUAUUUAGAACGUGUUUAAUGGUUCUAUAAAGGUUGAAUUAAUAGUUGUAUAUUUUAUAUUAUCUUAAAAGUACCAAUGUGCCUUGUAAAAAGAGAAUAAUUAUUUUGAAAAAUUUGAAGGAAAUGAAAUAAGAGGAGAAUUGAACUUAGUAGUUUGGAGCUGGAUUAAACUAACUCUGAGGUAGUGUUUUGCCAAGUCUGAUGCAAGUUCAAGAUGGGAAAACAAUAACCUUACCCCAUUAGAACUGAGAAGUUUCAACUGGCUAAUGUCUUCCUCAACACCAUUUUUUUGAGUUUGGACGCAGUAACUGAAGCAUCUGGCAAAAACAAUCACACACACUGUAGCUAGUCUGUUGUCAUGGAAUCAACAAUGAUGUUAUUUUGAAGUCAGUACACUAAUGUGAAUGAGGUUUGCACUAAAAGCUGUAUACCUCAUCCUCGUUCUCCGGGAUUAAAUCAGAUCUCAUUUGGGCUUUUAAAGGCGAUUGCCGAUUGAGACGAUAUGCAGUGUUUACUGUGAAUGGGAUCUCCACAAAUGCGGGAACAUUGCCUUCUAAAGCUGCAAUGCCUAUAACUCGUGAUCGUGAUCGGAUUGAAUCCCGUCCUUGAGAUGAUAGUCUGUUUAUGACUUAAUGAUUGAUUUAACAAACACAAGUAGGAGUUUAGUCUGUUAACUUACAUAUAAUGUGUGGAUACUGAACAAUGCCUUAUGCAUAAUUUGUCAAAACUUGGACAUCACACUCAGUUGGUUUUAGUUAUAUGGGGAGGUGAAGGAUAGUUAGCCUGGUUCCAGAUCUGUUUGUGACUCUUGACAAUCCCUAUAGUCAUUGUGACAGCACAAUCAGAUCUUGAACCAGCCUACAGGAUAGUAGUCUACUCAUAAAAUAUUAGGCUUUAUAAUAGUGAGGAGAUGCAUCAUAGCCAUUCUAUGGAUAUUGUAUUAUCAUCUGAACAAAAAGGGUUUAUUUAAUCAUAUUUGAUGUGAAUCGUGUAUUGAUAUAGAGGGUUUCGUUCGUGAUUACAGGUCAUAGCAGAUUAUUAUUUUCUCCCCACAUAAUGUUGGGAUCAAUUCUAUAUUUUCAGUACUGUAGCUAAUGCUAUUUAUCUGUUUCUCUGUCAUAUCUAAUAAGUGUUAUAAAACCAACUACAACCGAGCAGAACACUGCUGAUAUCCUAUCUUUACAAUAUAUUCUAGUCUUUAUUCUCUUCCCAACAGUAGUGUAUCAGUAUAUUGUAUGUUUCCAUUAGCCAUCUCCGUUAGCUUGGGUAUUAGCCAAGUAAAACUAGGACUAGAUACAAUCAGAUCAAGCGUUAACCAGCGAUAGCCGACAGCUGCACAGCUGAUGUGUUGGAGGAGUCGGAGGUGUAACUGCAUUGGAGCUGUCCAAUCAGUGAGCAGCUGCUCUUGAUCAUUGUCACGAAACCACACCCAUCCCACUUGCGUUAGAAGAUCAGAACGAGAAAGUGUAGGCUAUAUAGAUGAAAUAAUUAUGCUCAAAUUGAAAAUCAUAAAAAUAAAUAAUGAGGGCCUCCCGAGUAGCGCAGUGGUCUAAGGAUCUCUAGCUGUGCCACUAGAGAUCCUGGUUCGAGUCCAGGCUCUGUCGCAGCCGGCCGCGACUGGGAGACCCAUGGGGCGACGCACAAUUGGCCCAGCAUCGUCCGGGUGGGCCGGGCGCAAUCUACGCUGACACGGUCGGCAGUUGUACAGUGUUUCCUCUGCGGUUGACUUCCGGGUUAAGCAGGCAUUGUGUCAAGAAGCAGUGCGGCUUGGCUUUUAUUCUAAAUGAAUAAAAAUAAAAAAGAUUUCUAUCAGCCUAAUCGAGGUGUAGAUUACAUCUCACAUUCCAGUCUUCGAACUUGUGAACAAGGCUGCAUGGGAUAUCUCUUACUGCGACUCCUUUCAGCCAAUGGCAAUGCCAUUCUCCAUUCUUUAGGUACACUAUAAUGCCAGGAGCGGCUUGUGGAUUUGACAACUAACUCAUUUCCACCUUCGACACCGCCAAAACAAUCGCUAUGCGGAUGACAGCUAAAGCAGAUCUAAUUGAAUAAAACCCCUAAAGUGCUAAUACUGAUCAAAAUCGAUAUGCAUUAGGCUUAUGAGUGCUCUGACUUAAGGAAUAUAAGGAUAAGAAAAUCCUUAAGAAUAUAAGGAAUAUCAUGAAGAAUAUAAAGAAAAUAUAAAAUUGCCCAAUAUAUUUUUGUGGGAUAGUCUGAUUCCGUCCAGACAAGUUUGUGAAGAAGCCAUGUGUUUGAGAUGGCGUUACGAGUCAAUGGAAGCAGUUCAUACAAUGUGUUUACGUAUUUAAAACGUAUACAAAUGCUUUUUCAGAUGUGUUUUUUGUCUUGAAUUUAGGGCUGGAUUCAAUCCGUAUCGCAGAAGAUCAGCGUAAAAAUGUAAAGGUCAUUUCUGAUUGAGCCGACAUAAUCAGCGUUUAACGUGAAUGCAGUCUCCACGAACAGGGGAACAUUACUUUUUAAAUGUAAUCUGCGCUAUAAUGCGGAGCUUCCGUGAUGCUUCUGCGAUAAUGAUUUAAUCCAGCCCUGACAUAUACUUGACUUUUCUAGUUCCUUUUCAGUAUGGGUUUGUUAUUUUCUAUGAAAGAUUUGUGUAUUUUGGAAAAAAUACUUUAUAGAUGUAAAAAAAAAAAAAAAAGAAACUCGUUAUUUUUCCCUGAAAAAUACAUUUUACAACUGACUGUUUUAUGUAUAUAUUAGAUGGCCAUAAUUUUUAAGGAUCUUAGCUCCUCUGAAAUGUAAUGCAAUUUUUAAGCUUUCUAUGUGAAAAAGGGCCUAUAUUGCUGAGAAACAAAUAAAGCGGGAAGAGUUUUUCGUUGAUGUUUUACAGUGAUCUGAGGGGUUUAUCCUACAGAAAUAUUUAUGAAAAGAUUUUUUACAACACUUUUUUUUAUAUAAAAUAAGCAACAGUUACACUAAGAAGGAAAUAUUGAAAUACAUAGAUUAAAAAAGUUGGUACAUAAUUAUGAACACCCUUUACUCAAUUAUAAGCCAUUGUGUGUGGGUUUUUUUUGCGGUUAGAAACGUUAUCAGUAUUGCAUAACCCAGAAUGAUACCCAAGUGCUUUAACUAAUAUGUCAGAGUUACAAUUUGUGUCCUUUGAAUAGCAUGCAUUCAUGUUGUAUUACGAGUAUUACAUUAUUAUGAAAAUGGCAGACAUAAUUACCAAUGUUUUGUUAUUAAAAUUCUAUAUCAUUGAUUAAGAUGUUACUAGGAUAAGCAAUAAUACUGUUGUGUUAACAUGCAGAAGAAAUCAUCUUUAUAUUUGAAUGACUGAUACUCGCCACUAUAUAAGCACAUUCAACUGUGAGUUCUAGUUUGCCAAAGCAGCUACAACACGGAACUAUUGUGAAAUAAACAUUUUUAUUCAUAGUGUUGUUAAACCUGGACUCAGGGGUAGACGUAACAUAGUAAACAUAAAUCUGUCUCCCUCCGUGUAAUAUAAUAUCUUAUGUUUCGUAUGGUAUGUUACGAAUUCCAAUUUGUUGUGGGUAACGUUAGCUAGGUGGCUAACUGGCUAUAGUUAGCUAGGCUAGGGGUUAGGGUUAAGGUUAGGGGUUAGGUUAAAGGAAGGGUUAGCUAACAUGCUAAGUAGUUGCAAAGUUGCUAAUUUUCUAAAACUGUCUGUGAUGAGAUUCGAACACGCAACCUUUGGGUUGCUAGACGUUCACGUUAUACGCCUGCCCAUCCACCCCGACCAACCACCCUACUUUCGUUUUUGCCUAAAGUAAGCUUCUGUCUCAUGUAGCCAUACCAAACGUAACAUGUCAUACUAAUUUGAGUGUCCUGAAUUUAUAUUUAAUAUGUUACGUCUAGUCUAUGAGACCAGGCUGUAGUUCAGAGUGUAACUUACUUUAUGAGACAAAAUUACUAUUAUAGAGUUUGCAUGUGCAUGUGUUUUGAUUUUAAAUGAAAAAUGUGUAUUACUUUGUGCAAUGUAUUUAAUUUUAGCACUGUAACGUAGUUGGCUACAUACUGUAGUGGGCUACAUAGAGUCAGUCCUUAAUAGCACCCUAUUCAUUUUAUAGUGCACUACUUUUGACCCAGCACAUAGGGCUCUGGUCAAAAGUAGUGCACUAUUUAGAGAAUAGGGUGCCAUUUGGGAUGUACAAUAGUCUCAGCAUUCUCAACAACUUCAAAUUGAUUGUUACUAGUCAUAAAAAUGUAUCGUUCACUGAUAGUGUAUACCAAUUUAUACAUACUAACUGAAUGUACUGUUUUAACACUUAAGUGGUCGAUUGGACAUUCAUGUUUGUUCUUUGACGUCUGUAACGUUUUGAGAUUGUAUGCUAUAAUUGGAUUGAGUGAGUUAGGAUGAUGAGUGAGAAGUUGUUGUGGAAAAAGACAAUAACACUUCUGUUGCAACACGUCCCUGAAAUGGCAUUCCCAAAUGUGCCUUAUUUGUUAGUUAAGAAAACAACAAACUACUUUCCCACUGGGCACAGACAUCAAUUCAACAUCUAUUCCACGUUGGUUCAGCGUAAUUUCAUUGAAAUGACAUGGAAACAACAUUUAUUCAACCAGUGUGUGCCCAAUGGGUUAGUGCUUUAGUGCUAUUAGGAAUUUUGAUGAAUAAAAUAAAUGUUAAAUUCGAAA